GCCACAUGACCUGUCAAGUAGGAAGUGGAGCUCUCACUACCACCAACACAUCCAGCAGCAGCACCAGCACCGAGCGGAGACCGAAGACUCUUUCCCCUGGUGCCACUCUCGACGUCCCUCCCACCCGGACACACACAAACACACACGUUUCCAGGCAGAGCAGCGAUGUUGUCCGCAGUCAUGUCCGUGAAGAUGCUGAUUUUCGCCGCAGUCGUGUCUCUCUCUGUCUCACCAGCCGCGGCGGAAUCCGAUCCAUGUUCCAGCCUGACAUGUGCUACGUGCACAACCUCUCCAGACUGUCGCUGGGUCAACUGCACAACAGAAACACCAUUUUUUGGCUGUCUCAAUGCAACCAACUUGACAGACGCCUGCUCCAACGCUACCUGUGGAGCUGUGGAUCCUACUUCGACACCCAAGGCUUCGACAGUCGCUCCAUCUCCGACUUCUUCCCAUACCCUUACAACCCCCACUACCCCUGUUGUCCCGACCACCUCUAACAGCAGCACUGCUCAGCCCACCACAGCUUCAGAAAAUGUAACCGUCAUUGUCACCACUGCGAGCAGUAACACCUCCGUCCCCACUACAUCGGCCUCUUCAAAUGCAACCAACCCAAGUACCACGCCGGUGUCCCCGACCCCGGCCUCACAAAAGAAUGCCACCUUUGAUGCCGCGAGCUUCAUCGGCGGAAUAGUGCUGGUGCUGGGCCUGCAGGCGGUGAUCUUCUUCCUCUACAAGUUCUGCAAGUCCAAGGACCGCAACUACCACACCCUUUGAAGCAGCAUCCCGGUUGGAUCGGCCUCACCGUCCCCUUCCCCGCCAACUCUGACCUCCCGGAGGAGACUCCCCACUCGGCACGCUCUCAUCACUCGCUCGCCACUUGCGAACUCAAACAGUGUUUUCAAGCUGUUUUCCUUUUCAUGUUUGUGCCACUUGUGAUUUCGGCCUGCAUUAGCACUGCUGUAGUUGGUGUGGAGGCACCCACGCAUGCCUGUAUGUAUGAUAAAUAACACCGCACCAACAUGUACAGUACACAGAUCCCUAUUGGUAUGGCAUUUAAGCCUGGCGCAUAUGGAUUGCAUCACGUGUUAGCUACUACCCACCUCCAUCGUGCUGUUAGUCAUCCUGCGAGAGGCCGUUUUCCAGCGGACUGAGGGAGGCUGGUGUUAUUUACGGCCCCUCUCCUCGCCACAUGAGUCAAAAGGACCAGCAGUAGCUUUCAGUGAUGCCUGGGAGGAGGAGUAUUUACAGCAACCUCUAAAUUUUUUUGAUUUGGAAACACUGUUUGAGUUCACAGCUUUUAUUAAAAUGUGACAAUGGCGAUGAUUCAGUAUUGCUUUCACCCUGUUGAGUCGUGGGCAGGUCCGUCCCCCCCCCCCCCCCUUCAUGCAGCUGUAUCCUAUAUAUGUGUUCAUAGAUGAUGUAAAAGAGGUGGGGUUACUUGAAGAGGGUAUAAAAAGCAACACCCAAUCAUCUAAUAUCAGGAGCAACUGCAAUCCCGCUUGUGAACAGUCUUAUUUCGAUGGACGUCUCCCGUGGCAUUUCGGAGUGCGGUGCGUUUUCCGCAGUUGAAUUCCCAGCGGAGAUCUCUCGCCCAAUAGGAGUUGUUAAAAUGUCGCGAACUGCCAGUGGAGCGGCACAAUGCAAUAAAUUAUGUAUUAAGUCCAUUUCCCAGCCAUUAAUCUCCCUUCUGAUCCUCACUGGCGUCAAAUCUUACCCACGUGGAGCUGCCCCUGAAAAAAGGGUGAAAAUGAACGAUUGUAGAAUAUUUCAGAAGUGUUAUUAAUUAAUGUGUUUAAAAUAGAGUGUGUGGGGGGGGGGGGGGGGGGGGCCUUGAAGAAAAUGGCGUGCACCUUUCUUGGACAGCGACAGCAGUGAAGUGCCUUUAAUGUCCAGUAUGACGUAUAGAGAAGAGGACGAGUCUCCUCUUCCUGGCUGAGGCCCCUGAGUGUUAUUGUGAGUUUGUCGGUGAGCAAUGAGAUCCGAAGUAUCAGCAGCUGGACUGAAGAGCCUUUUAUUGUUUGAAGUAGGAGGUAGAUGUCACCCGAGGGCCUCAAUCAGAUCAAUAUUUUUUCCCUGUGAGUAGAAGACUGUUCAGUGCAUGGUCUUCUUCUCACCGACUGUGACCUUGUAAAAGAGGAUGAUUAUUAGAUUUGAAGGUACUCUCUGGUUCGUAGCUCCUAACACAGCGUCCCAACAUCCUCACUGGUCAUAUGUCAGCACUCAGUUGUGUAUCAAAUUGUGUUUAGUGUAAAAACAGGACACCGUGAGGAUAUCUCAAGACGCUCUUAGGAGCUAUGAAUGCUUGAGUGUACCUUUUUUUUUUUUUAAACAUAAUUUAAAAACUUGAGUUGAGAUCUAAAUGUCGGGACCGUGGUUCGGUCCAAUGAGCGUCGCACCUCUUGAUUCCCUGACUUUGCCGUGCAAGUGAGACGGUUGCUGAUGGAUGGCAAAAUUGCAGCAUCUAAGUGGCCAGGCUCAUGUUGACGUCGCUAAUUAGCUUGCUGCUAACAGUGUGAUGUUUUUUCUUGUCUUUUUUUUGUCUCACCUGUACAUAGGCACAUCCUGCUUAUGUUUAUAUCCUGGGUUUCACCAUAAGGAAAAGGAUAAAUGAAGGAGCAUUGAUCAGAACAUUUUUGCUUGUGCCAGCUCGUGGGUGUCAAGAAGAAUAUUUUUGUUGCAUUAUUGCAUGCUGAAUGCUUGGAGUUGUGCCCCCCCCCCCCCUUCCUUACAUUUGCAUAUGCUCUUAAGGGGUUGGACACACUUUGAAAACCACUCUGAUUAUUUGUGAUUUGCCCAUAGGCUAGUUUAAAAGAAUGCCUUGGAACCGUGUGCAUUAAGCCAAAGUCCUCAGUUCUGGCAUGGUGGAUUUCAAACAUUGCACUGACGAGCUUUGUUUAGUAACGUUGUCUGUGGAAAUGUUUUUCGUGGUUCAACCCAAAAAAAUUAGAAACAACAAAAAAAGAAUCGGAUGCUUGUUUAAAUACUCAGUCUUGAAUAGGAACUAGAUACUGGAUGAAUAGUUUUGUAUUAUCUUGAGGAAUUCUAAAUUAACGACAGCAGAUUUGUUUUCCUGUUUCCUGCAUAAUUUAGGGUUAUGUGUUUUCUGCUGCUCACCAUUGACACGCCUUUUAAACCUACGGUCACCUGGUGGCAUUUAUGCUACAGCCCAAAGACCCAUGUAUGAGAAGAGCAGGCUACAAAGUUUUUGCCUUAGCUGCACCCCCCCCCCCCCCCCCCGCAUGAGGAGUCCCCUGCGCCCCUAAAACUUGAUUUUUGAGUUUAAAUGAAAAGCCAUUGAGUGACCACUAACCCCAGUCACCGUGCUCUGUGCUUUCGAACUGGUAGCUGCAUUCCUCGGCGUCACAGCGUCACAUUUUGACAUUAUUGUGGUGUUUCAAAACACGUUUGUCAUCCAUGGAAACCAAUAGACGUCCAUUGUGCUACGUCCGUGGAGCAGCUUCCUCCUACAAGUCACUCAGUCCUUGCACCUCUUAAGGAAAAGUGCCUUAUUCAGUUGAUAUCCAUAUACAGUGUAGUUGUAAAGUGAUUAUGCCACUCCUAUUAAAUACCAAUGGGACUCAGCACUUUCAGACCCCCUGUGAAGUGGUUCUCUGUGUCGUAUUCUGCUUGAUUUUGUCUCGUAGCGCUCGGCCUUAAACUCCUUGAUCAAAUCCACCGAGCGUUCACUGGUGACGAGAAGUCUGGGAAGUUAUCAGGUUGAAAAGUGGAGACUUGUCAGAGGUUUGACCCAAACCAUAAAAGAUUAAUAUCAAAUCGAUGUGAUCGGCUAUUGUUUGGCAUAGGUUUCCUUCCAGAUGGGACCCGGUUGUGUCCUUGACAACUCGUCACUCGCUCAUCCUCUGGUGUUCUUUGCUGCAACAUCUUCCCCCAUAAUGCAAACUGUCACAUGAUAACUUGAACUCCACUUCUGGAUGUAACCUUCAAUUAUCUCGUUGAAUGUCUUGUUUAUUUUUGAAUGACAAAUUCUUCUUGGUCAUGGAGGGCUAUCCUUUCCGGUUUUCAGUCUCGCAGUGAUUUUGCUUCCAAGAGCUACCAGUAAAAGGCUUUUUUUGAUUCCCUCCUUUUGCAUUGUGACUUUAUUUUUAUUUAGUGCCAUAUGUUUUUAUUUGUACAUUUAUUUUUAAUAGGCCAUCAGAUUUGUAGGUACGAAUUGUCCUGCUUUGCUCCAAACCCACUUUAACACACAUACACACAACAUGUAGACCCUCGCAGGUGCCACAUUGCCUCCCGAAUUGUGUUGUGCCUGUUUUGCGCCCUUCUUUUACCUUUUUUAUUUGUUUUUCUUCUGGCUUUGUUUUCUCGUGUUGCCUUUUAGUUUCACAAUGUUAAAUCAAUAAAGUUUGAAUAUUGUCAAACAAA
Molecule: messenger RNA, 4380 nt
Organism: Platichthys flesus (European flounder)
Lineage: Eukaryota; Metazoa; Chordata; Actinopteri; Pleuronectiformes; Pleuronectidae
Gene: cd164
Product: CD164 molecule, sialomucin
Exons: 6
Coding region: 166-774 (202 amino acids)
Cellular component (GO): cytoplasmic vesicle
Source: RefSeq, a predicted model, not a curated record